Molecule: messenger RNA, 3393 nt
Organism: Chelonia mydas (Green sea turtle)
Lineage: Eukaryota; Metazoa; Chordata; Testudines; Cheloniidae
Gene: NXNL1
Product: nucleoredoxin like 1
Exons: 2
Coding region: 479-1105 (208 amino acids)
Biological process (GO): photoreceptor cell maintenance
Cellular component (GO): mitochondrion
Source: RefSeq, a predicted model, not a curated record
GCUUGUACCAAUGACAGAUCCUGGUGCAUUUCUGUGAUCGUUUCGCAGCUGCUCUGAAUGGCCCCACAGGAGCAGGUCAACAGUUUAAGAAGAUUAAAGAAGCCUUUGCAGAGUUUGAUGUGUCAGAUACUAUUAAUAGGCUGGGAGAUGAAGCACAACAGGAAGACUAUUGGAUUUACUGUAAACCCAGGCAGAGCCUAAGCAGCAGCAGGACUGGGGCAUUUUCAGACAGCAUUGUGAAGGGAACAGCAUGUAGAAGGAAUGAUCUUACUGACAAACUCCUGGAGGCAAACAAAUUUCAUGAGGGGACGUUACAGGGUGGAGGUUCCCUGAAGAGGCUGUGCAAUCUUUCCUCACACUGAAUUCCCAGACAUAGGGAUGGAAUCCUGCCUUCAUUGCAAAAGAGUCUCAAAUUGAUCAGUUGUAAUUACUUAUUAACUAACCUUUUAUCAGCCUGAUCUCCUAGGCUUAGCUAGCCAUGGUUUCCCUUUUCAUCGGGAAGAUCCUGAUUACAAACAACAAGGACUGUGAUGAAGUGGACACUGAGAGUGAACUUAGCCAGAGACUGGAUAACAAAGUGAUGCUGCUGUAUUUUGGAUCUGGUGAAUGCACUCGAUGCCAGGAGUUUUCACCUGUCCUCAAAGAUUUCUUUGUGAGACUCACUGACGAAUUUUAUGUGGAAAGGGCUUCCCAGCUGGUCCUGGUAUACGUGUCUCAGGAUGAGACAGAGGAGAAGCAAGAAAAGUUCCUGAAGACUAUGCCCAAAAGAUGGCUGUUCUUACCCUUCCAGGAUGAGUUCAAAAGGGAGCUGGAGUUGAGGUUUGCUGUGUCCAACACACCUGUAGUGGUGGUGCUGAAGCCAAGCGGGGAGGUGAUUGCUGGGAAUGCUGUGGAGGAGAUCAGGUGCUUGGGCACUGCCUGUUUCAAGAGCUGGCAAGAGGCCGCUGAGCUAGUUGACAGGAGCUUUCUCUUGGCAGAGGACUUUGAUGACUUGGCCAAGAGGAGCAUCACCGAUCCCAUCCGCCGCCUCAAGUACAAGCUGGACAAGAAGACAAGGAAAAAGAAGGAGAAAGAGGAAGUGCUCUGUCCUGAUAUGGAAUUAUGAAGUUACAGCAGUACAUACAUUUGCUAGGCUUUUGGUUAUCCUGAAACAGGAGCCUAGAGACUCACUGUCAAAACUCUCCAGACUCAAGGGGGUAGCUUUACUGGAGCACAAGUUAGUAUAGACAUUUGUAUCUUCACAAAGUCUCAGGAUCUCAGUGGCAACUGGAGGAUUCUGAACAGGGAACAACAUGUGGCUGGGGAGAUGAGAUAGCCAUGUCAGGAUUAAAGAUGCAGCCUGAGGAGAGGUUUCAGAGUGGUAGCCAUGUUAGUCUGUAUCAGCAAAAAGAACGAGGAGUACUUGUGGCACCUUAGAGACUAACAAAUUUAUUUGAGCAUAAGCUUUUGUGAGCUAAAGCCCACUUCAUCAGAUGCAUGCAGGAGAGAAUAGGCAUUUCCUUUUCCUCACUGACAUCUAUUCAUAUAAUAAUAGGUCUGUUUAUAUUAUAACGGGGACAUUAUUGGACAGAAGUGCCCCAGAGAACAUUUCCUCCUGUUCUCACACUCUCUUUUUUCCCUUUAUUGCCUAGAGAGUUUCUGUUAGCAGCAAGCACAUUAAUGACAGUCUGGCUGUAUCAGCUCUAACAUUUUGAUUUCUUGACCUCAAGAAUCUAAACCUGCCUUAGUGAAAGUCUCCCAUUGAGAUCUCAGCCAUUCAUUUACCUAGAAAUUAGCCAGAAAAUGAACUACUACAGAACAGCAGACUGGCUUUCAGAAAUACUGCUCUGCACAAUAAAGCAAUUGGUAAUUCACCAAAAAAAGUGAGGAAGACAUAUUAAUUUUUAAAAACAAUAGUGUAUAUAUGGAUUGCUAUUAAUGUGUUAUGCACAGACCACUAAAAGGACUAUGAACCAAAUCUUCCUGUGAAACAGGUGAACUGACCAACACAUUUUACUUGUUAUGGACCCAGGUGAUACUGGUGUGAGUGACAGUUUCUGAUUCACCUUGCAUAUCACUGGUAACAUUAUGCAGUUUAAAGUUCUAGAACAUGUUAAUUUCAGUGCUGCUGAAUGGAUUUUUUCCCCACCAUCACUGUUUGAUUUUUAUGUUCAGUGAUGCUGAUGCACCCCUAUGGGGCUAUGUGAAAUAAUAAAUAAACCAUAGUUUUAGUCUCUAAUCUGUGUUGCCAUCUACUGGUAGUAAGUAGCAAUUGCUGAAUACCUGUCUGUCACAAAUGAGGGCAUGAUUGACAAUUUACAAUCAUUUUAGCAUCUUUUAGGCAACUCCUUUUACUCUUUUGUGCUAACUAGAACCUCAUUCAAAAUUGAGGCAUUUCAUUACUAUGGGUCUAAUAAGGGAUUAGAAACUACUUUUCUUUUUUUGCCACAGGAGCAACUAGGACUGAAUCCUGUUUUAGUUAGCCCAUGAUUUAACAAGGCACAGUCUCAAGGAAGCCUGCAGUGAGGGAUCUUUGACUGCCCCUUUCCAAAUUACUACCUGUGGCCUCACUCAUUAACUACCCAGGUUGAAUUAAAAUAGUUUUGUAUGUAGGCAAUUGCUUUAGACAGCUAGGCUAAUAAAUAACCUAGUCCCUAUUAUCUCAGUUUUAAUACAUAGGAUAACUCAAGACUUCAGCAGCUGAGUCAGCAGAGAGAAUGGACACAACUCCAGUCCUGCUAUCUGGUUGCACCCAUAACUCCAACUGCUCGGAAAUCAAGCCACUUAGAUAGCUGUGUAAAUAAAAACUUAGGUGCCUAAAUUUAGGCAUCAGUGUUUGAAAAUUUUGGCCUAAGUGACCUGACCACAAUAAACUCAUGGAAGAGCAGGGAAUAGAACCCAGUAAUCUUGCAUUUCAGUCCCCUGAUUUUAUAUUCUUAAAUUGCCCAGCAGGCCAGUUUAAAUAGCCUGAAUGAAUAAAUGAAAGAACUGAAAGAAGGUGUGUUUCUAGUGAAGACAGAGAGAGGCAUAAGGCAGGACCAGCCUGUUCAACUUGUUUUCUCUUUUAAUCCUCCCUCUAUUUACCUAGCAAGGCUGGCAGGUAGAAGGGAAAAGGGGGAGGAAAAAUGUAAACUGAAUGGCUGCAAGGGGUGCCACCCUCAGCUCGAACACUAUGCAAGUCCUGCCUGGUCUGUAAAAGGAGUGUAUCUGUAGACUUGCUAUAUUUCUGAUACUCUAGGAUACAAAGAGGAAAAUAAUGAAACAGAAUAUCAUGUGGGUUUUGAUAUUCUGUGUAAAUGACCUGUUGCAUCUUAUUAUUUCUCAACUGUCUGGUCAUCAGCAGGGUCAGAGUAUCUCACAAAAUGUAUCUGAAAAGCAAACCAUUUCAAAGUGUGAUUAAAGGUUACUUGAGAG